Molecule: messenger RNA, 966 nt
Organism: Betta splendens (Siamese fighting fish)
Lineage: Eukaryota; Metazoa; Chordata; Actinopteri; Anabantiformes; Osphronemidae
Gene: mrpl24
Product: mitochondrial ribosomal protein L24
Exons: 6
Coding region: 158-808 (216 amino acids)
Biological process (GO): translation
Cellular component (GO): ribosome; mitochondrion
Molecular function (GO): structural constituent of ribosome; RNA binding
Source: RefSeq, a predicted model, not a curated record
UAAGUAAAUCGAUGUUUUGAAUCAAUUCUGAGGCGAGACGCAUGAUUUAGUUACUACGCAUGCGCGUUCUCCUGGACCAUCCUCCGGUCCAGUAGGGGGCGCUGUGCGCCGAUGUUUUCCUGCUACUACAUGUGACAUUGAAGCCCAGAGAGGCACCAUGAGGCUCACGGUCCUGCUGUCGAUGGCAGCCAGGGUUGUCGUGCCUAAAGAUUACCGGUAUGGCACCAACAGACCCUGGACCCCAGCUGCCAAGAGGCUAAAUCCUCCAGGGAAGAAAAGGAGAAAGGUGUUUGUGGAGCCGAUAGCACCUGAAGACUGGCCUGUGUUAAGAGGUGACAGGGUUGAAAUUCUCACAGGGAAGGACAAAGGGAAGCAGGGGAAGGUGGUCCAAGUCUUCAGACACAGAAACUGGGUUAUCCUGGAGGGACUGAACACACAUUACAGGUAUAUAGGAAAAACGGAGGAUUAUCGUGGCACCUACAUUGCCAGUGAGGCACCGCUCCUGCUCCGUGAUAUUGCCCUCGUUGACCCCUCAGACAGAAAGCCCACUGAAAUAGAGUGGAAAUACACAGAAGAGGGUGAGAGAGUGCGUGUAUCUCUCAGGACGGGCAGAAUCAUCCCAAAACCUGUUGUGGAGAGACGAGAUGGAAUUGUGCCAGAGCAGUGGAAAGAUGGUCCUAAGGACACCAGUCCUGAGGACACUCUAGAGAAGACGUAUACACCAUCUCUGAAAACACUGGAGGAAGAGGUCAUGGAAAAACUGGGUAUUCAGGAGAACAGAAGGCAUAAAAGGUCCUAUUGGUACUGACAAGAAAGACACGCUCCUUAUUAUUCUGUCUGUUUUGAACCUGGAUAUAGCUGAUGGUGAACAGAAAAUAUUUUCUGAAUCAUUCUGCAUUAGAAUAAGUAUCUGACUUUGUGUUCUUUUUUUUUUAAACAUUGUGAAUAAAUGUUUCAUGGAAACCA